This is a messenger RNA of Linum tenue, 1313 nucleotides long. The record is from the annotation of a GenBank genome assembly. NCBI's taxonomy places the organism in Eukaryota, Viridiplantae, Streptophyta, Magnoliopsida, Malpighiales, Linaceae.
CUCGUCAUGACCCAGGCCGAGCCAGGGUUGGUCCGAACUCGCGAUCGCUUAUAUACUGUCAGGAAAUUUCAUUUCCACCUUUCUCGGCAGCAAACGAAAGCUUUGGCAGCGGAGAGAUAGCAGAGUUCUCUCACCUCUCGUCUCUCUCUCUCAAAGCUUUCACCUCCCUUUCGACGACAAACGCAGCAAUGGCUUUCUCCGAUUCCACCAAGAACUCGCUAAUCCCGAGCUUCCUCUACUCUUCUUCCUCCGUCUCCUCCAAGUCCUUCACCCUCUCCAAGCUCCUAAACUCCAGUCCCGCCGCCUCCCACCACUCCCCUUCCCUCAUGAGCAAGCCCGCCGCCGCCGGUGGCUUUGCUAUCCCCGCUCCCAGCGAGCCCGGGAAGAUCGAGAUGUACUCUCCGGCUUUCUACGCCGCCUGUACCGCCGGCGGUAUCCUCAGCUGCGGUCUCACUCACAUGGCCGUCACUCCUCUUGACCUCGUCAAGUGCAAUAUGCAGAUUGACCCUACCAAAUACAAGAGCAUCUCGUCUGGCUUCGGGGUGUUGCUCAAGGAGCAAGGUGUAAGAGGUUUCUUCAGGGGAUGGGUGCCUACACUCCUUGGUUACAGUGCUCAGGGCGCCUGCAAGUUUGGCUUCUAUGAAUUCUUCAAGAAGUACUACUCUGAUAUUGCUGGCCCCGAGUAUUCUGCCAAGUACAAGACCUUGAUCUACCUUGCUGGUUCUGCCUCUGCUGAGGUGAUUGCUGACAUUGCUCUUUGCCCGUUUGAGGCAGUGAAGGUUAGAGUGCAGACUCAGCCUGGGUUCGCCAGAGGUCUCUCUGAUGGUAUGCCCAAGUUCGUGAGAUCUGAAGGUGUUUUGGGAUUGUACAAGGGUCUUGUUCCUCUCUGGGGACGCCAAAUUCCUUACACCAUGAUGAAGUUUGCUUCCUUCGAGAUGAUUGUGGAGCUCAUCUACAAACAUGCAAUCCCCCAGCCGAAGAGCGAAUGCAGCAAAGGACUGCAGCUUGGUGUGAGCUUUGCUGGUGGGUAUGUUGCUGGUGUUUUGUGCGCAAUUGUCUCCCAUCCAGCUGACAACCUUGUGUCUUUCCUCAACAAUGCCAAGGGAGCUACCGUUGGUGAUGCUGUGAAGAAGAUUGGGAUGGUUGGUCUGUUCACUCGUGGGCUUCCUCUGCGUAUUGUCAUGAUUGGAACUCUCACUGGAGCUCAAUGGGGUAUCUAUGAUGCAUUCAAGGUUUUCGUUGGCCUGCCAACCACUGGUGGUGUUACCCCUGCACCAGCUGCACUUCCUUCUACCGAGACUGCAGAGGCCUAG